AUGGCGAUAACCGUAUACGACGCUGUUUGCACGGCGACGACAAAAACCCCCAAAUUCCUACUUUUUAACGAUUAUGCCGCCACCAUAGCUUCACCUUCUCCUCCGCCUCUCCUCAACCUCUCCGCGACUUUCCGAGACAACAUCAGAUCCUUCCUCCGUGACAACGCCGAGAUUGAAGAUUACACCAUCGAUGGCAACACCGUCUCUUGUAUCUUACUUGGCAGCCAAGCUCCCGGCGUCGUCUUCCCUCUUUACAUCCUCGACGAACUAAUCUCUGAUUCUUCUCCUAACCCUCUCUGCGAUUCCUGCAGAUGCGUUGGUUGGGGUCAUCACUACGCAUCGAAGAGGCGAUAUCAUAUGAUAAUCCCAAAGCGUGAUGCGUGGAACGACCCAUUGACGGCAGAAAGCUUGAAGCUUUCUUCACAUCUGAUGCAUGGUUUGGUCCAUUGCAAUGGUUUUGGUCAUUUGCUCUGUAUCAACUCUGAAGAUGACCUCUCUGGUGAUCAAGUCAUGGACUUUUGGAAUCGUCUUUGCACUACUCUCCACACUAGGAAGAUCUCCUUGGAUGAUACAUCGAAGAAGGGGUCGAUGGAUCUGAGGCUUCUCCACGGUGUUGCAUAUGGUCGACCAUGGUUUGGAAAAUGGGAUUAUAUGUUUUCUAAUGGAAGCUUUGGGGUAAGAAAAGAUGAGUAUUGGCGAGCUAUUCUCACUCUUAGCUCUAUCGAAGUUGACAAGAUUAUGGAAGACUUUUCUGGAACAAGUAAAGGGAGAGUGAUGAAGAUAAUCAUUGGUUUCUACAGAGGAUCCACUGAAACACCAUUGGUCACUCUCUCUGAUUUGCUUCGGUUCAUGCUUGAUUUCAGAUCAAAAGCUCCCAUUCAGAGAAAGACUGCAAUGGCACUCAUAGCAAUGUCUGUAGAUCCUGAUUCAUGUCCUGUUCUUGGAGCUGAUGAGAACAUUGAGGUCUGCACAUCCCCAGAUCAGGACUCAGAUGAUAGCGGCUAUGAAUCCGGCCUUGAUGAUCAUAAUACUACAAUGGCGGGAAUAAAAGCCCCUGCGUAUGAAUCGUUUGAUGAUUUGGGCAGGGGAGAACAUUCUAGAUGGCCUGGGAGGAGGUUGAAUGAGGCAGCACAAGCGGUUCUCAAAGUGUUUAAAGAGCAAAACAGCACCAUUACUCGCCAAGCGCUAAGGGAGGCUGUCAGAAGUAGCAUUGGUGAUACAGGAUUGAUUGAUUUCUUGCUCAAACACAUUGACAAAGUUCUAAUAGGUGACCAGAUAGUGCAGAGGUUCAAUAACCCGAAAUCCCGAAUGUUACAGUUCUCCCUCCGGACAAUCAACUCCCGUGUUCUAGAGCAAGAACGGAAAAAGAAAAGAAAACUGAAACCGCAGGAAACCAGUGAAUGGGCAUCCACCACUCCUGGACUGAGUCCUUACGAUGACAUUUUCUAUCUGUAUCAGAAUCUCUUGUUAGCUUAUCCUGAUUCAGACUCAUACAGCGAAGCGUCUCAGGUUAUCUUGAAUUGCAAGAGCUUUGUAAAAGAAUGGUCUUACCAGGAACAAAAUCCUUUAACAGUGAGCUGCCAAGUUCUGCCCAAUCAUGAAGAUCUACUCAGAGACUUCACCCGGCUAUUACCCCCUGGUGAACUGGUGGUUGUCCCUGAAAACGCAACCAUUAGAGAACUGAAAUCUGCAGCAGAGAAAGCUCUGAGGGACACUUACUGCAUAAUGGAGACAUUUGAAAUGUUGGAGAUAAGAAACAUGUAUCUUGAGAAGCUACACGACGACUUGAGUCUAGAAUCACAAGGGAAGACAGAGUUUCUGGUGAAAGGGUUUGGUCUAGACACAGGCACUGAGUUAAGGUAUGAAGGCGGUUUUGAUGACUGGACCGUUGCCUGCGAAUGCGGAGCUAGGGAUGAUGAUGGUGAGAGAAUGGUGGCCUGUGAUGUUUGCAAGGUAUGGCAACACACACUCUGCAAUUCCAUUGAAGACGAUGAAGCUGUGCCCUCCGUGUUUCUCUGUAACAGGUGUUCUGCGGAUAGCUCGAGAUCCAAAAAACGCAACUUCAGCAUCCUCUAGCCCUAUCUUAACGCAAAAAGUCAGCUUGUGUUUGGAGAUUCCAUUUUGUAUAUCGUUCCAUCAUUAUGGUGAAAACUUUUCAACCGUAGCAGCAAUAGACCGAUUUAGCUAUUGAGUAUUUUUUGCAUAAAAAAUUA
Camelina sativa (false flax) is the source of this 2213-nucleotide messenger RNA. RefSeq names its product PHD finger protein At2g01810-like. Lineage: Eukaryota; Viridiplantae; Streptophyta; Magnoliopsida; Brassicales; Brassicaceae. The record is from RefSeq and is a predicted model, not a curated record.